Paecilomyces variotii is the source of this 3216-nucleotide messenger RNA. RefSeq lists its product as hypothetical. The record is from RefSeq and is a predicted model, not a curated record. NCBI's taxonomy places the organism in Eukaryota, Fungi, Ascomycota, Eurotiomycetes, Eurotiales, Thermoascaceae. Gene Ontology annotation, molecular function: NADP+ binding; NAD binding; acetylglutamate kinase activity. The coding region runs from base 202 to 2931 and encodes 909 amino acids. Gene Ontology annotation, cellular component: mitochondrial matrix; cytoplasm; mitochondrion. Gene Ontology annotation, biological process: L-arginine biosynthetic process. The transcript is spliced from 3 exons.
CCCAGCCAGACUGGCUCCGACUUAGGCGGCGUAAAUUUCAGAGCCGGGCAUUCUCAGUAGAAAAUCCCCUUCCUGUCCACCCUUUCACCUGAACUCUCCGGCAGCGGACUGUCUUGUGUGUAAUUAACCUCUGUUCAGGUGUUUCCUCGCUCGUCCAGGCGUCUCCUUGGGCUCCUUUGCUCUCUGAAUUGAAGCUGCCGCAUGUUGGUCGACAAGAUGCUAUCCCUUCGCCCUGCCGUGCGGAGAGCUGCGACGACUAAGCCCCUCCGUGCCCUCUCCGCACCGCAUGCCCUCUCAUCUACAGCAAGACUGUACACGACAGAUGCAUUGCGGUCUCGACGCGUGGGAGUCUCUUCGCCCAAAGCUCUGCAGAGACGCAGCUACUCCCGCCCGGCCGAUACUCAGCUCUCGACCCGAUCGACCGUUGUCCAGUUGCUGAGCAACAUUGGCUCCAAGCGUGAGGUUCAGCAGUACCUGUCGCACUUCACCUCAGUCUCGUCCCAGCAAUUCGCAGUGAUCAAGGUUGGUGGCGCGAUUAUCACGGACCACUUGCAAACGCUGUCGUCUGCGCUUGCGUUCCUCAACCAUGUUGGUCUCUACCCGAUCGUCGUCCACGGCGCUGGACCUCAGCUCAACCGCAUGCUCGAAGAAGCUGGCGUGGAACCCCAAUUCGAAGAAGGAAUCCGAGUGACGGAUGGAAAGACAUUGGGCCUAGCUAGGAAGCUGUUCCUAGAAGAGAACCUGAAGUUGGUGGAGGCUCUAGAGAGCAUGGGUGUCAGAGCGCGCCCCAUCACCUCCGGUGUCUUCACCGCGGACUACCUGGACAAGGAAAGAUGGCAGCUGGUUGGAAAGAUCAACAAUGUGGACAAGACACCCAUUGAAGCCGCCAUUCAAGCUGGUUGCCUUCCCAUCCUUACCUCCAUGGCAGAGACCACCGAUGGACAGGUGCUCAACGUCAACGCGGACGUUGCAGCUGGAGAGCUGGCGCGCUCCCUCCAACCGCUGAAGAUCGUCUACCUUGCUGAGAAGGGAGGUCUGUUCAAUGGUGACACGGGUGAGAAGAUUUCCGUCAUCAAUCUCGACGAGGAAUACGACCACCUGAUGGGCCAGUGGUGGGUGCGAUACGGAACCAGGCUGAAGAUCAAGGAGAUGAAGGAGCUGUUGAGCGAUCUUCCCCGUACCUCGAGCGUUGCCAUCAUCCACCCUGCUGAUCUCCAGAAGGAACUGUUCACUGACUCUGGAGCUGGUACCCUGAUCCGGCGGGGCAACAAGGUCCACACCAAGACCUCCCUCUCUGAGUUCGAAGACCUGGAGCAGCUGAAGGAUGUCCUGGUCCGCGACCGCGAGGGACUCGAUGCUCGGGCUGUCGUUGACCGAUAUGUUCAGGGCCUGAAGGACUGUGAUUUCAAAGCGUACUUUGAUGAGCCGAUGGAAGCUUUGGCCGUGGUCCUACCCCCGCAGAAGGAUUCUGCCUUUGCUCACCUUGCAACCUUCACCAUCACCAAGUCCGGCUGGCUGACGAAUGUCGCUGAUAACGUGUUCUCUAGCAUCAAGAAGGACUUCCCUAAGUUGGUCUGGACGGUCAAGGAAGACGACGAGAACCUGUCGUGGUUCUUCGACAAGGCUGAGGGCAGUCUGAGCCGCGAGGGUGAGGUGCUCUUUUGGUAUGGCAUCGAAAGCGGCGACGAGGUGAAGGAGCUGGUUCUGGAGUUCAGCAAGCAUGGCCGUGACAUGCUUGGUGCUGGCAACCUUGAAUCCAGACUUAACCGGGCUGCCCAGGCCGCCGCUGGCCUUGCUCAAGGUGCUGGCAGCGCAGCGGCUGUGCAGCAGAAACGUUCCUUCUCCACUGCCAGCAACGGAAACGCUCUUCGUGCCGCUCGCCGGAGAGGUGCUGCGAUGGGUGGAUAUGGCGUCCGCGCAUACUCCACGACCAACCCCAACCCUCCGCUUGGUGAGAAGAACGCAUCCAACCCCAAACCCGCUCGUGUCGCCCUCAUCGGUGCUCGUGGCUACACUGGUCAGGCUUUAAUUAGCCUGCUGAACUCCCACCCUAACAUGGAUCUGCGUCACGUCUCCUCUCGUGAACUGGUUGGCCAGAAGCUCAAGGGUUAUGACAAGCGUGAGAUCACGUACGAGAACCUGAGCCCUGAUGAUGUCCGCCGGAUGGCUGCCAACGGCGAGAUCGACUGCUGGGUCAUGGCUCUGCCUAACGGUGUCUGCAAGCCCUUUGUUGAUGCCGUCAACGAGAACACGGAGAAUGGCGGUGUCAUUGUUGACUUGAGCGCUGAUUACCGAUUCGACUCGACAUGGACUUACGGACUUCCCGAGCUGAUCAACCGUGCUAGUAUUGCCAAGGCUACCCGUAUCGCUAACCCUGGAUGCUAUGCAACCGCUGCUCAGAUUGGAAUUGCUCCUCUCGUCCCGUACCUCAGCGCUGAGCCCACUGUUUUCGGUGUGUCCGGAUACUCGGGAGCAGGCACGAAACCCAGCCCCAAGAACGAUGUUAACAACCUUACAAACAACAUCAUCCCCUACAGUUUGACCGACCACAUUCACGAGAAGGAGAUUAGCUCGCAGCUCGGUACGAGCGUUGCUUUUAUCCCUCACGUUGCUGUUUGGUUCCAGGGUAUCCAUCACACCAUCAGUCUUCCUCUGAAGCAGGAGAUGACCUCUCGGGACAUCCGCAACAUUUACCAAGAGCGUUAUGCAGGCGAGAAGCUUGUGAAGAUUAUUGGUGAACCUCCUCUGGUUAAGAACAUUGCUGGUCGUCACGGUGUCGAGAUUGGUGGCUUUGCCGUCCACUCUAGUGGCAAGAGAGUAGUCAUCUGUGCAACCAUUGAUAACCUUCUCAAGGGAGCAGCGACACAGUGUCUUCAGAACAUGAACCUUGCUCUCGGCUACUCCGAAUAUGAGGGUAUCCCUCUGGAGUAAACUGCCCAACAACUACAUCCCCAGCUGAGAUACAAAAUACGAAUAGGGAGGACAAAUGCAUUACCGAGGUUACAGACCGUCCAUCAACGGCUUCAUGAGUAUCCUUUGAUGCGCGGUUACCAGUCUAUUCCAUCGAGGGUGUUCCGCAUUUGUUCCAGCAUGGUCUUAGACUUUUCUCUUAGGCCUAUCCUAUAUCUUACCAGGCGCCUCAUGUUAUGUUAAAAUCUGUCUGUACAUGUUGAGUUUACUAAUCGGUUAUCGGUUACUUUUUCUGUAGUGGCUGCA